Messenger RNA from Opisthorchis viverrini, 201 nucleotides. RefSeq lists its product as hypothetical. The transcript has a single exon. Lineage: Eukaryota; Metazoa; Platyhelminthes; Trematoda; Opisthorchiida; Opisthorchiidae. The record is from RefSeq and is a predicted model, not a curated record. Bases 1 to 201 code for a protein of 66 amino acids.
AUGCGUAUCAUUGGCGACGUUGGAUCAGAGAUUGAUCAGAAUCCAAAUUCGCGGGCUCUGGGGCAACGUCUCGAACUGUCUCUGGCUGUACGCGUUCUUCAUCUGAUUCCAAAGGUUCGUAUUCGGUUUCGCUGGAAUAGCUCGAAGAUGAUGACUCUUGGAGGAAUCGAUCAACAAACUCCGGUUCACUUUGGAGUUUGA